Molecule: messenger RNA, 2538 nt
Organism: Seriola dumerili (greater amberjack)
Lineage: Eukaryota; Metazoa; Chordata; Actinopteri; Carangiformes; Carangidae
Product: zinc finger protein 771-like
Exons: 2
Coding region: 136-1296 (386 amino acids)
Biological process (GO): regulation of transcription by RNA polymerase II
Cellular component (GO): nucleus
Molecular function (GO): DNA-binding transcription factor activity, RNA polymerase II-specific; RNA polymerase II cis-regulatory region sequence-specific DNA binding
Source: RefSeq, a predicted model, not a curated record
GUGGGCCUCAGCUGUUUUGUUUACUUUUCAUCCAGGAGCAGUUUAUUACUUUAAUGCCAAUCUGUCGGGGGCUUUUUCAUUGUCAGCAAUAUUGCCUGGAGGGAUUUAGUGUUUCGCGGGGGAAAUUAAAAUAACAUGUCCGCGGACCAGCCGAUGUUGCCCCCGCGCUGCUCUCCGUCCUUCCCUCCCGGAGCGGUGGACGGCUGCGGCGGAGCGGAGCUUCCGAGCGGCCCGCUGGCAGAGAUGGAGAGCCUGCGGAUGUUCCUCAACGAGCGGCUGACCGCGGCGGUGGACGACAUCCUCGGGGUGUUCGGGAGAACUGUGGCUCGGUACCGGGAGCAGAUUGACCGCCAGCGGCGACAACUGGACAGCCUGAGGUCCGAGGAGAGCAGCUGGAACCGGGCAGCAGACCCUCUGCAGGCUUCCUCCUGGAUAAAAAACUGCCCUGAAGACCAGAUCCUGUGCGCCCAGAUGGACCAGGCCGGCAGUAUGGAUCAGACCAACGUCGGGACCUCGAUUGCUCACGUUAAAACAGAGGCUGGUGGUGAGAAUGGUGAGAGUCACGUUGAUCCAGCCGGUGGUGCAGAGGCAGCGGGUGAUGGCCGGCUCCUGGCUGAGGGCUCUGACACUGAAGACAGUGGAGACUACUGGAGAGAGGCUGCAGGACUCUGGAAACCAGAGGAGACGGGAGAGACAGAAGGUCCGAGCUCACCUCCGAGCAGGAAAGUGGAGAGCUCCGCUGAUCUGUCGCAGGAGCACAAACCUUCACAUCAGCUCCCACCGGUGUUUACCUGUCAAGUUUGCGGCGAGUCCUUCCAGAGGAGGAGCUACCUGUUCACUCACACUUCGGCACAUUUGAGAGACUGCGGCGUGUGCGGGAAACAUCUGGAGCGCACCGAGAACCUGAAGCUCCACCUCCGAGUUCACAGAGAAACGCUGUUCCGCUGCAGCGUCUGCGGCCAGACUUUCACCCUGCGGGGGAACCUGAGGACGCACAUGAGGAUCCACUCGGGCGAGCGGCCGUACGGCUGCACGGUCUGCGGGAAGAGCUUCGGCAGGAGGGCGACGCUGGUGCGGCACGUCCGCAGCCACACGGGCGAGAAGCCGUUCACCUGCACGUACUGCGGCCGCGGCUUCGUGGAGAAGGGAAACCUGACGGUGCACCUGCGGACGCACACCGGCGAGAGGCCGUACUGGUGCUCCAUCUGCGACCGGCGCUUCAGCCAGCUGUCCUGCUUCUACAAACACCCCUGUCAGAGGAGAGGCCUGGCCUCUGCCCGCGUCACUCCCACCUGACUGCUGGAAAAUAAGACAGGCAUUCUGUAGCAUUUGCAAAAUGAACUUCUCCUGUGAGCUGUCAGGACUGACAGUGAGUUGGGUGGUCAAAACCCUCACGCUCAUGAAAGUCUCAUAUUAUUUCCUUUUUUAUGAGUUCAUGAGUUUCAUGGUUGCUCAGGGUCAAAGAUUAAACCUUUUCUACUGCACGAACAUAACAACACAUAGGCCUAACUAAUGGGUUCUCCUGUUGUCUGCACUGCAGCGGUUUGUUGGGAAAGCCAACACAGCAAUUAUUAAAGCAAAUUGUGUGUUUCGCUAAACACCCCAAGGAAGUGUGCCUCAAUAUACAGGCAAUACGCCGAUAGAGAAUAAGCAGCAUGUAUGCUUUGCUCCCUUGUUCUGCACUCGUCCAUUUGAAGUGGAUAUCGUGUGCACGCUGUUGGGGAGCACGCCAUUCGUUUCACUUACGUUUUCCAGUAGCAUUUGGGUGGCGUAUCGAUUUUCCAUGAGUGAGCUAUUUUUACAGCUACAUGUAAACCAAACACUCCCAUGACUAUUUCUUUUUUAUUUUAUCUUGAAGUAAAAAAAAGCUCAGAAACCCUCCUGAUGUCUUUUAACCCGUGGUUUCCUCACCGUCACCUCCUCGUCUUCUGACUGAGGACAGAAUCGAGCGCGUAGACGUGAAGGAAAAUCAAUAUUAGCGUCUCUUAUCGUCUCAUAACUGAACUUGCUUGCAGAAGAUACAAAUGAUCACUACUAUCCUGGUGUCGUAUUAUUCGCCAGUUUUAUAUAUUUGGUAACAAACAUUGAACCAAAGCCCUUGAACAAUAAGCCCCUUAAGAGUUGAGGGAAGCUGCAGGUAACACGCGAUAUGGUUAUGAUUCAAGCCUCCACACCAAGCGCGAAUCAUCUCAGACACAGCUGUUGGGGUCAGAUGACAAAUUGUGUCUGCGUUUAUGAACCACGUCGUUUUCACAGACAGAUCUUCAGCUCGCGUCUCAAAACAGUUGUGGCGCUACUACUGUUACUUGUUUCCGUGCUGGUGAGCGACAGCGGAUGUAAACCUGAAACCCACGAAAACUAUUGUCAAGAAUGUUUGGAUUUGCUGUUGUUGAUUUAACUGUUGAAAUACAACCUCCAUACUUUUCAUUUCCUAACUUGAAGAUCUUAAUGCUGUUUCAAAAUCUGUUUCGAAUUCUGCAGGGGAAAUGCUGCAGUCAAGUUCAAACAUAAUGGACGAAUAAAAAUGACUGGAAUCAG